Magnolia sinica is the source of this 1981-nucleotide messenger RNA. Its product is annotated as probable fructokinase-4. The record is from RefSeq and is a predicted model, not a curated record. The transcript has 5 exons. Lineage: Eukaryota; Viridiplantae; Streptophyta; Magnoliopsida; Magnoliales; Magnoliaceae. The coding region runs from base 106 to 1557 and encodes 483 amino acids.
UCCCGCAUGCCACUAUAUAAAUCGAUCACAAUUACACACGCCAUGUACGUUUUCUUCUUCGUUCUCCUCUUCUCCUGUUUUCCAAAUCUAUAACUCUCUCUCAAAAUGCAUAUUCAAACCCUAAAAUCUCCAAAUUCCUGUAAUAAAUCCUCCCUUCAAUCCCCAUUUGUCCGUGAAAUCCUCGAUUUUUCCCCACACCACCGGAAGAAACCGAAUCCAAACCCCCAUUUCCCGCCAUUUUCGCUCUCCUGCAAGAACUGCAAGACAAUCGCCAUUGCCGUAUCUAAGAACCGCCCCAAUUCCUAUAAAGUAUCUGAUCCCCGCCUGGACGACGGAAGGGGCGUCAGCAAGGUCGCUGACGUGGCGACGCUCGGGAACCUCUGCGUCGAUGUCGUGCUCAACGUGCCGUCCCUGCCGCCGGCUUCGUUCGAGGAGAGGAAGGCUUACAUGGAGCGGCUAGCUGCUUCUCGCCCGGAUAAGAAAUACUGGGAGGCUGGUGGUAACUGCAACUUGGCAAUCGCUGCAGCAAGGCUGGGGCUUCACUGUGUAGCCCUUGGUCAUGUUGGUGAUGAAAUCUAUGGACGUUUUCUCCUAGAUGUUCUUCAUGAAGAAGGCAUUGGUAUGGUUGGAAUGAAUGAAGAUACUGAAGCUGCUUCCAGUGCAUCUUAUGAAACACUUCUAUGCUGGGUUUUGGUAGAUCCAUUACAAAGGCAUGGAUUUUGCAGUCGUGCUGAUUUUUGCAAGGAGCCUGCAUUCAGUUGGAUGUGCAAACUAUCUGCAAAAGUACAUAUGGCCAUUAAACAAUCGAAGAUUCUCUUCUGCAAUGGUUACGUCUUUGAUGAGCUUUCGCCUGGUUUAAUUAUCUCUGCCCUGGAAUGUGCCAUAGAUGUUGGGACUGCAAUAUUUUUUGAUCCCGGACCACGAGGAAAGACUCUUCUCCAUGGUACGCCUGAACAGCAGAAAGCAGUUAAAAGUUUUCUGAGGAUGAGUGAUGUUCUUCUUUUAACUGCGGAUGAGGCUGAGUCAUUGACUGGCAUAGCAAACCCAAUUACAGCAGGAGAGGAGUUGAUCACCAAAGGCCUACGCACUAAAUGGGUCAUAAUUAAAAUGGGAUCAAAGGGUUCAAUUCUAAUAACAACGUCGCGCAUCUGCUGUGCACCCGCAUUUAAGGUUGAUGUUGUUGACACUGUUGGGUGCGGAGAUAGUUUUACUGCUGCUGUUGUGUUUGGAUUUCUACACGGUGUGCCUCAUGUCAAUACAUUAACACUUGCAAAUGCCGUGGGCGCUGCAACAGCCACAGGCUGUGGGGCCGGUCGAAAUGUUGCCAACUUGGACAAAGUACUAGAGUUAUUGAGGGCUUCAAACCUGAAUGAGGACGAACAACUCUGGAAUAAGCUGCUAGACCAAAAUCCAGACACACCCGAAAUCGUACUCCUUUCAAAAACCGUCAUAAACGGAAGCAGGGACCGGCUGGCUCGAGUGUCCAUACAGAAGGUGGUCUCCGAACUUCUGCCUAAACUUGAGACUGUUCGGGAGAGAAGGAUAGUUCCAUCUUGAUCAAGAAAUUAUGGCCGGAGGAGGUUUUCGUAGAAGAAAGUCAGAGAGGAUGAUUCUCAGUUUGUCGCUAUUGUAGAGCGGGUUGUGCAUGGGAUGACUCAUCUGGGAGGAUGGAGGAUUGUUUUUUUGGGAACGAUUGAGUUAUUCUGAGGUGGGUCAAUUUCAACAUCUGCAAUCAGAUGGAAUCCUCACCAUCCAAAGAAAUCAGAUUCAAGCAAUGGAUACUCAACUUGAAAUCCUCUGCUUGUGGUAUGUAAAUUUAUAAUUUUAGUGAAAUUCAAUGAAAUUGGUUCUUGCAGCAUUGUUUUUGGUCUGCGCCAUUGCCAUGAAUCCAUGUAACUGCAGCAUUCUAGAAUUUUGAUAAAUUUACUCGUUUCACAUCAUUGAGUUCUAUUAAUUAUUUGCAUACAUACUGAUAUUUUCA